Molecule: messenger RNA, 1767 nt
Organism: Clunio marinus
Lineage: Eukaryota; Metazoa; Arthropoda; Insecta; Diptera; Chironomidae
Source: the annotation of a GenBank genome assembly
UGGUCAGUUGCAGACGAUGCUGAAGCUGUCAAGUCGGUUACAUCAGAAGAUAUUGAGAAACGUGAUGAAAGUUCUGAUCAAGUGGCCUUGGAGACGGAACAACAAGAACAGCAUAUUCAUCCACCCCCACCUCAUAUUGUUCAAGGAAUUCCGAAACAUGGAAUUGGCUUAGGUCAGCCUUUUGGUCCACCCACACCCCCACAUAUGGCUUAUCAUGGACCACCACCACCACCCCCACCACAUUUAAUGCAUCACGGCCCAAAACGUGUUCCAAUUAAUCACGCUCCAAAACUCGGUCCCAUCGGUCAUGGCCCCAAUCACGGUCCCAUCAACCACGGACCUCACCCUAAUCGCAUUCCACAACAGCAACACGCUGCGUCGGAAAUUUCUGAAAAGCUUUAUGGCGCACCGUUAAAUGGUAAUGACUUGUGGUCAGCACCUGUGCCUGACAUGCCGAAAAUUGUGUCACUUGACGUCAAGUGUGAGAAGCAAGGAAUGAAAGUGUUUUUGCAAUUCGAUAAGCCAUUCUAUGGAAUUGUUUUCUCCAAAGGUCAUUACAGUAAUUCCAAUUGUGUUCAUUUGCCAUCAAGCUUAGGUCGCACAUCAGCUCAAUUUGAUAUUGGAAUUCAUGCAUGUGGCACAGCUGGAAAUACUGAAAAUGGACAUUAUGGAUACGAAUCGGGAUCUGGAAAUUAUUUCGAGAAUAUUAUUGUCAUUCAAUAUGAUCCACAAGUGCAAGAGGUUUGGGAUCAAGCAAGAAAACUUCGAUGCACUUGGCAUGAUCAAUACGAGAAAAGUGUCACCUUCCGACCAUUCCCAGUUGAUAUGUUGGACGUUGUACGAGCUGAUUUUGCUGGUGACAAUGUCGGAUGUUGGAUGCAAAUUCAAGUUGGUAAAGGGCCAUGGGCUUCUGAAGUUUCUGGGUUAGUUAAAAUAGGUCAAACAAUGACAAUGGUUCUUGCAAUCAAAGACGAUGAUGCUAAAUUUGAUAUGUUGGUGAGAAAUUGCAUGGCACAUGAUGGAAAGCGAGCUCCAAUUCAGCUUGUUGAUCAACGUGGAUGUGUGACAAGACCGAAAAUUAUGAGCAAGUUUGUUAAAAUUAAGAACUUCGGAAACAGUGCUUCUGUUCUUUCUUACGCUCAUUUCCAAGCGUUCAAGUUCCCCGACUCAAUGGAAGUUCAUUUCCAAUGUACAAUUCAAAUCUGUCGAUAUAAUUGCCCUGACCAAUGUUCAGAUCAUUCUGGUGGAUCUGAUGGCAAUAUUCAACAUUUAAGUGUAGGACCAGAAUCACAAUAUGGCCCACCACCACCCCCACCAUCUCAACAGCAUGGAUUGGAUCAUUAUUUGAAUGCUGUAAGGAAACGAGAUGAACGGAGAGUACGUAAGACACGUUCGACAGAACAAAACGAAGAGCAAGUUGGUUUGAAUAAAGUUAUUCGUGUGGUGUCAUCGGGUGACUUAACUUUCCCCAUCGCUGAUCAAUUUAAUGGAACGAAUCAAGAAACUAUGAUCUUCCCAGCACGCGAAGAUGGUCUUAUAUGUAUGACAACUCCUGGCUUCACCAUCACUUUAGUGAUUCUCUUGGGAAUUCUUGUCGCUUCAUGUCUCACAUCAGCUUUUCUUUGCAUUCGUACGAAACCUUUCUCAAUAUCGUCAAAGGAAAAAGCACUUUCAUAUCCUUCAGUGAAUACAACACCUUCAAUCUCCACUUUUCAACAACAUAACAGUGUUCGUGUGACUCCGCAGAAGAAGAAAAUUGGUUUCUAU